AGGUUUUCAUCAGUCACACAAGAGCGCAGUAGGCAAAGGAGAAAAAAUAUUAUACAGUGAUACGUAAAUAACGAUGUGAAGGGAAGUGAUCGAGGAAAAAAGUUUUUUCACCAAGGAAAGCGAAAAAUUUUCCGACUUUUCCUCGAGAUUUUCCGUGAACGGAUUCCCCGCGGCCGAUUAUCGGAGAUUGACGGAUUACGGAACGUUCCAUCCGCGGAGGUCGUGAAGUAGUGGUGACCAGCCUGUCGGAUGGUUGCAGUAGGCUAGAAAAUUUUCUGUGGAGUUAUUUUUUCCUUGUCCGUUCGCCUACUUCGGUGGGAGGAUUCUGCCUUUUCUCGAGGAAAAUAGAAAAGAGGAAAACGGCGAUGGUGGCACCGAUUUAUGAAGCGACUUGUAUUUUUCCCAGCGAAGAGUGAUUUCACGGAGGAAGAGAAUGAAAAUUAUGAAUCUUCGUGAAUAAAAGUUCUUUCCUCUUAGUAGGCAGUGAAAUUUUGCGUGAAGAAAAAUCUGAAGAAAACAGAAACCUAACGGGUGUCAAAUUCGAGGGUGGUGGGAGUGGAUGAAGUACUCCAUUGAUUUUGGAUCAAAAUAAAAGAGGGUCAUCGAAUUUAGUCCAGUGCGAUUCUGUCUCAAUACAAUAGUGAUUGUAGUUUGGAAAGUAAUUAUUUAUUCAUACGGCGAUCGCAAAGUGGAAAGUGAUUAGAAAGGAAGAAAAUUUUUGCUCUUGUAAGGAUUAAAUCAGUUCUGGAAAACAAUCAACAAUGGCGAACCCGAGGAAAUUUAGCGAGAAAAUCGCUCUACACAAUCAAAAACAAGCAGAAGAGACGGCCGAAUUUGAGCGGAUCAUGCGGGAAGUCUCGGAUGUCACGUCCAAGGGUGACGAAACAACCACGCUUACAGAGCUCAAGUCGUAUACACAGCUGGAGAGCGUGAAAAUAAAAAAGGAAGCCCCCAAGUCCAGUACCCCAAACCACAGUAGGGAAUCGAGAGGUCGAACGCCCGGGGGUCCAAUGCGAAAUCGACAGUCCAGUCGGAACCAUGACACAUCGCCUUACGGUAACAACUCGGUGCACCUGAUUCCUCCAAUGGAAAGUAAUUGGCAUAGGUCUAUUUCGGACUCGGCAAUCCACCAGAGCCUAUGCCAGCAGAAUCAGCUAGAGUCUAAUCACCUGAACACACACUCACCUUUAACGUUAAGUCCAACAGUUCAAAGAAAGAUUUCAAAUGCUCAAAGUAUCAACAAAGUUCACCACCAUAUAUCAUCGAACCAUCUCGACAACUCAAUACAUGAUGUGCGAUCUCGAUCGUCUACCUGUGUGGCAAGGUUACCAGGAAUUAAUAUUUAUCCCUCACAGAACCACACAGACGCCAUUCAAAUCCCCAUACCGAGUAAUACGGGUUCACUGCCGGAUUUGACGUCAGUCGGAUACCCCAUGUAUCCGUCGCCGUUGGACCAGGAGUACGACCAUAAUGUGCAAAGUAGUAGUUACUGUCCAAGUCCUCUCGGUACGUCUCCAUCAUCGUUAUCACCUACGGCGGCCAUCCCCAAUCACCAUCCCCAUCCGCGGCCGAACAAUUUCGGCGGUGGCAAUGGUGGCGGCGGGGGCGGCGGAGGAGGUGGAAGCUAUCCAAUUCCUACCAGCAGCCAUCCUAACAGCGGAAACGUCAGCCCCAGCAGCAACAACAACAAUACCAGUACGACUAACCUUAAUAACGCUACCAAUAACAGCAGCAGUACUACUAACCAUAACAGUGUUAAGAACAGCAGCAAGAAGCCGAAAUCUAGUCAGCCUUUUUUAUCUGUACCAGAUAGCAAUAGAUUUACGUUUAUGUCAAAGGGUAACAACAACACUUACGAUGUGAGCCAGUCACCACAGCCACAACAGCAGCAGCCACCGCAGCAGCGAAUACCAACCCUAGACCAGAUUAGUUACGAUAAUUUUAGUCAAUUAAAUGACGGUCUGUCGUCGCCGAAUCAUCAGAAUUCACCCGAAAAUAUUAUUUAUGGAUCUCACGGGAACAUUUCACCGCAUAUGAUGCUAGACUACCGAAAUCGGCCCAGUCCCGGUUCAAGUCCCGGAUUGGUGCUCGCGAAUAACCUCGACUCGAACUCUAGUGCACCUUGCAGUCCAGUGUCACAUAGUAUAGGCAGUAAUAACGGGCAAUCUUAUGAGAAAUAUCCCUCGAACGAUGGAUAUGUUCAAAACACCCUGCCACAGCAUCUGGAACAUAUAACCUUGGGAGACAAUUCGUUACCACCGGACUUUGCGACAAGUCAGCUCGUAUUCACAACGUUUGAUGAAUCCUAUCUGACGCUCAAUAACGAUCUCAACCUACGACCGGAUCCAACGCAUCAGCAACAAUCACACCAGCAGCAGCAGCAGCAGCAAACGCAGCCACACCCGCAGCAACAGCAGUCGCCGCAACAACAACAACAGCAGCAGCAUUCACAGCAACAGCAGCAGCAACAGCAUACUCACGUGCCGCCCCCGCAGCAGUCGCCACAUCUCAACUCUGGUAGCUGUGGUCCCAUGCAGAAUAGUGUCAACGUCAACCAUCAAAGCCCGAUGGGCAACCACACGUACAACAGUCACAACCACAACGGGAGUAACGAACCACUACUUAGUUUGCAGACCGCUCCCCAGAUUCAGUCCACCCCCACCACGAUACCAGAAAUUGUAUUUACAGAUUUCUCAACCCGAGACGACUUUGAAGCGGAUCUCGGCCUUGGUCAGAUGGAUUUUCAGAGCUUUCAGAUGCUUUCCGACACUGGUGCCAUGAUCGAUCCGAUGGACGAGGACAGUUUUCGGCGCGAGCUUCAGUGAGACGACCUGCAAGCAAACGAUGAUGCUGAGUUUCGCACCGACGAGAUGACAAGGUUACAAGCUUUCGUUACGUUGCUUUAGUUUGACGAUUAUUUCCGUUCGAAACAAUCAAAAGAACGAAAAGGACAUCCUACACGAUUAGUGGUAGGACAUUUUCUUUCUGAAAGAGAGAGGUAUUAUUGCUCUAAGACAUGGUUCAUUUCUACGCGAGUCAUGCUUUUAGGAUUUUGCAAAUGACAGACAAUUUGAAACAAAAAGUGCAGUACUAGAAAACGGCUAUAGAAUUUUAUAAGGUUUUAACCUAUAAGAAAAAGGAACGCUAUUUGAGAUACAAUGAACUUAAUGAGUAAGUUUAAAAUAUAGUGAUAGUGGCAUGAAAAUGGCGAAUAGAGUAUUGGGCAAAACAUUGUACGCGAGAGAUAAGUGCGGUUGGGCAAAUGUACGAAUUUAGGAUAGUGUCUUGUGCAUGAGAUAGCGAAACUAAAUUUUCGACAGAUUUCAUAAUGAAAACAAAGAAAGCACAAAUCAAGACCAUUUAAAAUGUACCCCAAUAAGUUUGGAGCAAACUUUUGUUUCAGUGUAUGGAUCAAUAGGGAUUCCUUACUAGCAUCAUGGAAUGAUAUUGCAUGCAUUACGUUUAGUCAGUUAUACAUGACCAUUAAAUUUACGUUUUUUUUGUAGGAUCGGAAUGGAGUGCUCAAUUUGAUAUUAGGUCAUUUGGAGGAAGGGAUUAUUCGACAAAUGGUGUUAUAUCAAGCGGUGUACACCUGAAUCAGAAAAGUUUUUAAUUAAAAAGCACGAUAUGUACCCGAUAAGCCUGUUGUUUCAGAUAGGGUGAAAAGAGACGCAUGAAUACUUAAUUCUGUAGAGAUUCAUAUACGAAGCCAACAUUCAAACCGAUUAAUGACUGAGAUUUUUUGUUUUUGUCUGUUUCUUACGCAUGAGUCUCAACCAGAAAAAAAACUACGGAAUGAUAAUAAAAAGAAAAUACUUUAUAGAUAGAGAUGUAUGCAAAACAAAAUCUUCGAAGCCUUCAGUGAGCGAAAUUUAAACGAAUACAACAAACAAGGAAGAAAACACAGUUUGAAAAUGUGUAAUUUUAUUGAGGAAGCAAAUCUAAGAAGUAAAUAUCGUAACAUAUCAAAAAUCCAUUUUCCCUCUAAAUAGCCAUAACGAAGAUCGACAAUUCAAUAACUGGUUCCCGAACAGAUAAACAUGUUUAACAGUAAAAUACAGCCAAAAACCAGAAAUAUUCUAGAAGAUUAAAUAACAGCCAUCCCUCCCACGAUAUUGCUCUCUUUAUCUCUAUCUAUCUAUCUCUCUCAGAAAUCGCAUUUCUACCUUACUAACGGUCGUUGACUGUGUUUAAUUCUAUCAACUAUUCUUCUACUAAUAGUUCACACACGCGCAUACUGUUACUACCAUUCUGCCCUCUUUCCAAUCUAUCGUACCGAAAUAUUUUCUACACAUACACAUUUGUCCAAACAUCCAGUUAAAAUAUAAACAGCUCAUGAACGUAUUUUUUCCGCGUAUCACUAGAUAUAAAACACGUACACCAGGAACACACACACACCACACCAUACAACAAUACAACUUAAAUGUUCAUUCUGAAUGAGCAGUGAAACGAUAGUCAGCCGAUGGAAAAAGAAAUUCUACCAACAACAGUUAUUGUUAAUGUUCAAACAGGUAACACAAUUCGAAAAAAACGCCCCUUCAACUACAUCCUAUAGCAGAUGAGAGAAAAGAAACGACUUAGAAUAACUAUGUGUAGUUUUUUUUAAGGAGACCAACAAAUUUGUAUAAACAUGUGGUUUUUAGUUAAAAAAUUAAA
Armigeres subalbatus is the source of this 4656-nucleotide messenger RNA. It is a transcript of the gene Crtc, whose product is annotated as myb-like protein AA. The record is from RefSeq and is a predicted model, not a curated record. The transcript is spliced from 14 exons. Gene Ontology annotation, cellular component: cytoplasm; nucleus. The coding region runs from base 762 to 2825 and encodes 687 amino acids. Gene Ontology annotation, molecular function: cAMP response element binding protein binding. Lineage: Eukaryota; Metazoa; Arthropoda; Insecta; Diptera; Culicidae. Gene Ontology annotation, biological process: protein homotetramerization; positive regulation of transcription by RNA polymerase II.